Molecule: messenger RNA, 1627 nt
Organism: Hemibagrus wyckioides
Lineage: Eukaryota; Metazoa; Chordata; Actinopteri; Siluriformes; Bagridae
Product: growth hormone secretagogue receptor type 1-like
Exons: 3
Coding region: 1-1032 (343 amino acids)
Biological process (GO): G protein-coupled receptor signaling pathway; hormone-mediated signaling pathway
Cellular component (GO): plasma membrane
Molecular function (GO): growth hormone secretagogue receptor activity
Source: RefSeq, a predicted model, not a curated record
AUGGAUAUAACACAGGAAGGUUCUGGUUCAGGUUGGUGUGCUGGUUGUGAGAAUGAGAAUGGUUCAAAUUAUUGGGAUUAUUCGGAUUACUGGGCUGGAAUGUCUUCAGCCUUCAGCCAUUCUGAACUGGUUGCCGUGACGACACUGUGUGUGCCACUGCUGGUGCUCGGCCUGAUGGGUAAUAUUCUAACUAUCCUGGUGGUGUGGCUCCGCCCCCAGAUGAGAAGCACCACCUACCUAUACCUGAGCAGCAUGGCGAUGUCGGAUAUAAUGAUGCUAGUGCUGAUGCCACUCGACCUGUACAAGCUCUGGUGGUACCGCCCCUGGUUUCUUGGUGACGCUGUGUGUAAACUCUCGCAGUUCGUGAGCGAGUGUUGCACUUUCUCCUCCAUCUUGCACAUGACUGCGUUGGGGGCGGAGCGUUACGUGGGCGUGUGUUUCCCACUCAGAGCCCGCCUCCUGGUGACACGGGGGCGUGUCCGUGUACUGAUUGGUGCACUGUGGGGCGUGGCUGCCUUGAGUGCGGGCCCUGUGCUGGUGCUUGUAGGGGCAGAGCCUGUAGAAGGUAAUCUGACGGAGUGCCGUGUGACCCGGUGGGCAGAGUCUUCGGGGCUGAUGGUGGCCAUGUUGUGGCUCUCUAACCUGUAUUUCAUCAUCCCACUGACAACACUAACGAUGCUCUACACACUCAUCGCCCGCCGACUACGCCAACGCAGACACGUCCAUCGAGACCACACCCACCGCCAGACCCUAAGAAUGAUGGUGGUGAUAGUGUGUGUGUUUGUGGUGUGUUGGUUGCCGUUUCAUGUAGCUCGUACGUUGUUCUGUCUGUCUCUGAACUCCAGCGUUCAGGUCUAUUUCCUCUCUCAGUAUCUGAACCUCAUUUCCUUCGUGCUGUUCUACUGCAGCGCCGCCAUCAACCCACUACUCUACAACAUCAUGUCCUCCCGUUACCGUGACAACGUCCGCGCCCUACUCCGCCCACGCACCCGACCCCUGCCAGCCCCCUCCCCUUCCAGCACACACUUCUGACCACUCUGUGCGUGUGUGAGUGCGUGUGUGUGUGUGAUGUCAUCUUAAUCGAUUCUGGGAAGAAUUUGGUGCCAGGAACUGAACCCCCAAGAGGGGUGUGUGUGUGUGUGUGAGAGAGAGCUGUCCUGCACAGUGAGCAGUAUGGGGACUGAAAUGUAAAGUUAAAUACAUUAGAUAAAACACAGAGCUGAAGGUGGUUUUAACUCUUCAGUGUUAAUCACCACAGACUUGCUCUAAAAGCAACCACUGAUUCUGUUAGAAUUUAUUCUAACCUUUUUAUUCCUUAUUAAAGACACACUGUGAGUCAGAUCCACCGCUGAGGAGAAGCUGGGACUGAAAUUCAGAUUUAUUGAUUUUGUUUACUCUCUGUGUGUUUAAAGUUUUAAUAAAAGCUGUUUGGUUGGCAUGGAUACAGAUAUUGAGGUUUAUUGAAUAAACAGUAUUACUGUGAGCUGGGAUGUGUGUGUCUCUACUCAAUUGGCUGUAUUUCGUGUCCCAGCGGUGUUACGACUCUUGUGAAUCACUGAGAGUUGGUUGGUUAUUAAAUAAAUUAAUUCUGAACUGUACGUUUCAGUUUCUGUGUAAUCCUUUACCA